Messenger RNA from Leptosia nina, 1308 nucleotides. NCBI's taxonomy places the organism in Eukaryota, Metazoa, Arthropoda, Insecta, Lepidoptera, Pieridae. The record is from the annotation of a GenBank genome assembly.
AUGGCUAUGUCAAAAUCGACGAAUACAUAUAAUCGUCAAAAUUGGGAAGAUUCGGAUUUCCCGAUUUUGUGCCAGACAUGUCUUGGAGACAACCCUUAUAUUCGUAUGACUAAAGAGAAGUAUGGUAAAGAAUGCAAAAUUUGCAUACGCCCAUUCACUGUUUUCCGUUGGUGUCCUGGGGCUAAAAUGCGUUUUAAGAAGACAGAAAUCUGUCAAACAUGCUCUAAACUAAAAAAUGUUUGUCAAACAUGCCUUCUUGAUUUAGAGUAUGGUCUACCUAUACAAGUGAGAGAUGCUGCUCUAAAAAUUCAAGAUGAUCUACCUCAAAAUGAAGUAAAUAAGGAGUAUUAUAUUCAAAACUUAGAUAGUCAAAUGUCUAAGUUUGAUCCAACACAACCUAGCAAUUCUGCUUUAAAAUCGAAAGGUGCUUCUGACAUGUUGCUAAGGCUAGCACGGACUGCACCAUAUUAUAAAAGGAAUAGGCCACAUGUAUGUUCAUUUUGGGUAAAAGGAGAAUGUAGGAGGGGAGAAGAGUGUCCAUAUCGUCAUGAAAAACCGACAGACCCUGAUGAUCCUCUUGCUGAUCAGAAUAUUAAGGAUAGAUACUAUGGUGUCAAUGAUCCUGUAGCUGAGAAAUUGAUGAGACGUGCAGCUGCUAUGCCAGCCCUACCACCACCUGAAGAUAGAACAGUAACAACUCUGUAUAUUGGGAAUUUACCUGAUAAUAUGACUGAAGAUGAAUUAAGAGGCCAUUUUUAUCAAUAUGGAGAAAUCAGGCAACUGACAUUGGUACCAAGAGCCCAAUGUGCCUUUGUACAAUACACAACAAGAAGUUCGGCAGAACAUGCUGCUGAUAAGACAUUCAACAAGUUAGUGCUUGGAGGCAAAAGACUGACUAUUAAGUGGGGAAAAUCACAAGGACGUCAAGGCAUUAGUGACAAGGCUGACACAAUGCUCCCACUUGAACCAGUUCCUGGUUUGCCAGGAACAUUGCCUCCACCACCUGCAUACUUACAUCCAUUCCCACCACAGAUGCCACCGCCGAAUCGCCCCAACGACUUCUUCAAUUUACAUCACUAUGGUGGCCCGUGGGGUGGGUGGGGUGGUCCGCCACCGCUACCACCAGGGCCACCAGGCAUGCCUCCAGGGCCACCCGGUAUGCCUCCUGGUCUUCCACCGGGUCCACCUGGCAUGGCUCCAGGGCUCCCAGCUCCUCCGCCUCCGGGACCACCACUACCUCUACAUUACCCCAGUCAAGACCCUGCGCGUCUAGGUGCGCACGCGCAUGCCUCAGCGCCGCAAACUUAG